Messenger RNA from Daktulosphaira vitifoliae (grape phylloxera), 1496 nucleotides. It is a transcript of the gene Fkbp39, whose product is annotated as 46 kDa FK506-binding nuclear protein. The record is from RefSeq and is a predicted model, not a curated record. Gene Ontology annotation, cellular component: chromatin; nucleolus. Gene Ontology annotation, molecular function: peptidyl-prolyl cis-trans isomerase activity; macrolide binding. The transcript is spliced from 9 exons. Lineage: Eukaryota; Metazoa; Arthropoda; Insecta; Hemiptera; Phylloxeridae. Bases 216 to 1433 code for a protein of 405 amino acids.
UCGUUUACCGCCUAUGAAGGUGGCACAUUAUAUAUUUCUUUGAUUUCUGUGGAAGAGUUUGAAAUUCAUACAGUCAGUAUUGGAGUCACGUUAUUUCUUUCAUUGCAUAAUUUAUUAAUUUUAAUUUAAUAAUUUGAUUCAAAUUUUAAUUUUGUUAAUUGAUACGUUUAUUAGUUAUAUAAUUUGAGUAAUUUUGUUUUAAAUCAACUUUAAAAAUGUUUUGGAGUAUAGUUUUAGAACCUGGUAAGAAAUACAGUACAGUUGUAGAAAACUCAUUUCGUUUGUCUAUGGCCACACUUGAUUUAAAAACAGUAAAGAAUUCUGAUGAUGUUCAUACAAUUUAUGUAGAAACUGAUAAUAACCCUCGAGUAAUUCUUUGCCACUUAUCAAAAGGGUCUAAGCUUUUUCAAUGUCCUUUAAAUCAUAUAUUCUUACAAGGAACUGAUUUAACAUUUGUUACUACUGCUUCAGCAAAUAUUCACCUAACAGGAUAUUUAGAAGUGUCUGAUGAAUUUGAUUCUGAUUUGGAAAGUGAUGAUGAUGUUGAGGACAAAGAAAUUGAAGAUUCUCCUGUUUUAAAAAAAAAUAAAAAAGAACAAGGAAAUAAGCGAAAAUUGGAGCAAAAUUCUCCCAAAAAAAUUAAAUCAAUGAAGUUAGAUGAUGACAAUGUAUCUGAUGAAGAUGACAGUGAUGAUGAAGUUAUGGACUUUGAAGAUGACAGUGAUGAUGAUGAAGGUUUAAAUGUCAGUGAUUUACUUGAUGACGAAGCUGAAGAAGAUUCUGAUGAUGAAGAUUUGGAUGAUGAGGAAGAAGAUGAUAGUGAAGAUGAAGAACCAAUUAAGAAAAAACCUAAAGCCGAUCAACAAAAAACACCAAAAAAACAAGCCAAUGGAAAUGAGCAAAAAACUCCAAAAAAAGACCAAAAAACACCUAAAAAUCAGAAGACUCCAUUACCAAAAACACCUGAUGCUAAUCAAUCAAUGUUAAAUGGUACAACAGAAAGCAGCAAGAAAAAAAAAAAUAAAGAACCCAAAACUCCUCUUGAUGGAAAAACUAAACCAGAUACUCCAUUGCCAAAAGAUAAACAAAAUCAACAGCAAAAAUUAAAUGGUGGGGUAAUAAUUCAAGAUUUAAAAGUUGGUGAUGGUGCUGUUGCAAAACCUGGAAAGAAUGUAAAAGUUUAUUACAUUGGUCGCUUGAAAUCAACUGGUAAAGUUUUUGAUUCUAUGCAAAAGGGAGCUGGAUUUCAAUUUGGAUUGCAACGUGGUGAAGUGAUUAAAGGUUGGGAUAUUGGUAUUGCUGGAAUGAAAGUUGGUGGAAAAAGAAAAGUUGUUUGUCCACCUCACAUGGCGUAUGGUGCUAAAGGAAGUCCACCAGAAAUUCCACCUAAUAGUACAUUAGUAUUUGAAGUUGAACUUAAACAUGUAAAUUAAGUUAAAUUAAUAUGUCAUUUAUUCUGACUGAUAUUCCUAAUAUAUUUGGGUGUUUUUCUUUUA